UUAUUCAUUGGUGAAUACAUAAAAAAGAACACGUGCGUAUAAAGCUGUUUAAGUUAAUAUUAAUAUAAUAUACAGUAGAUUAGAAUAAAUAAAUGUUUCUUCAGAGUAUUAAAUUAUUAAAAACAUGUUUAAAGUGGAAACCAUCUAGUAUUACUUACAAUGUUUCAUUACGACGUAUGAUGAGUGAUAUUAAAGAUAACCACAUAGUUUGGAUAGAUAUGGAGAUGACAGGAUUAGAUAUAGAAACAUGUCACAUUUUAGAAAUAAGUUGUUUAAUUACUGAUAAUAAUUUAAAAAUCAUAACCGAUCCCUUGAAUAUUGUAUUAAAUCAACCAGAUUCUAUUUUAAAUAAUAUGAAUGAUUGGUGUAAAACACAUCAUGCAAAAACGAAAUUAAUUGAAGACGUUCAAAAUAGUAAAAUUUUCUUAAAAGAUGCUGAACAAAUUGUAUUAAAAUUUUUGAAAUACUAUAUUCCAAAAGGAAAAUGCCCUUUGGCUGGUAAUUCUGUUUACAUGGAUCGUUUAUUUUUAAACAAAUACAUGCCAUUAGUUAAUGACUAUUUACAUUAUAGAAUUAUAGAUGUUAGCUCCAUUAAAGAAUUAGUAAGGAGAUGGAAUCCAGAAAUUUAUAAUUCUUGUCCUCCAAAAACAUUGAAGCACAGAGCUACUUCUGAUAUUAUAGAGAGUAUACAAGAAUUAACUUAUUAUAAAGAUCAUAUAUUUUUAUCACAAAAUUCUAAGGACAAUUUUUAAAACGAAUAUGUAUAGAAUUAUUUUAAAUUAAUAUUUCACAAUAUUUCCAUCUAAAA
This is a messenger RNA of Vespa velutina, 808 nucleotides long. RefSeq names its product oligoribonuclease, mitochondrial. NCBI's taxonomy places the organism in Eukaryota, Metazoa, Arthropoda, Insecta, Hymenoptera, Vespidae. The record is from RefSeq and is a predicted model, not a curated record. The transcript is spliced from 5 exons. Gene Ontology annotation, molecular function: nucleic acid binding; 3'-5'-RNA exonuclease activity. Gene Ontology annotation, cellular component: mitochondrion. Bases 93 to 752 code for a protein of 219 amino acids.